GGGACUCAGGCGUCCCCGCCCCCCCCAGCCCUCCCUCCCCUCCCCUCCAAGCAUGGUGCCCGCGGCCCCAGUGCUCUUCUGCCUCCUGCUCCUCGCCCUGGAGCUGCGGCCCCGGGGGGAGGCGGCCGAGGGCCCGGCGGCCGGCGGGGAGCGCGGGACCCAGGCGUCCGAGGAGCCGGAGGGCUGCCCGGUGUGCGUGUGGCGCCAGCACAGCAAGGAGCUGAGGCUGGAGAGCAUCAAGUCGCAGAUCCUGAGCAAACUGAGGCUGAAGGAAGCGCCCAACAUCAGCCGCGAGGUGGUGAAGCAGCUCCUGCCCAAGGCGCCCCCCCUGCAGGAGAUCCUGGACCUACACGACUUCCAAGGCGACGCGCUGCAGCCCGAGGACUUCCUGGAGGAGGACGAGUACCACGCCACCACCGAGACCGUCAUCAGCAUGGCCCAGGAAACGGACCCUGCCGUGCAGACAGAUGGCAGCCCCCAUUGUUGCCACUUCCACUUCAGCCCCAAAGUGAUGUUCACAAAGGUGCUGAAGGCCCAGCUGUGGGUGUACUUGAGGCCAGUACCCCGCCCUGCCACUGUAUACCUGCAAAUCCUUCGCCUCAAGCCCCUUAGUGGGGAAGGAACUGCAGGAAGUGGGGGUGGGGGGCGGCGCCACAUCCGGAUCCGAUCCCUCAAGAUCGAGUUGCACUCAAGAUCAGGCCACUGGCAGAGCAUCGACUUCAAGCAGGUGCUACACAGUUGGUUUCGCCAGCCACAAAGUAACUGGGGCAUUGAGAUCAACGCUUUCGAUCCCAGUGGCACUGACCUGGCUGUUACCUCCCUGGGGCCAGGGGCUGAAGGGCUGCACCCAUUUAUGGAGCUUCAUGUGCUGGAAAACACAAAACGGUCCAGGAGGAAUCUGGGCCUCGACUGUGAUGAGCAUUCGAGUGAGUCCCGGUGCUGCCGAUACCCACUCACCGUGGACUUUGAGGCCUUCGGCUGGGACUGGAUCAUCGCACCCAAACGCUACAAGGCCAACUACUGUUCUGGCCAAUGCGAGUAUAUGUUCAUGCAGAAGUAUCCACAUACCCACCUGGUACAGCAGGCUAAUCCCCGAGGUUCAGCUGGGCCUUGUUGUACUCCCACCAAGAUGUCCCCCAUCAACAUGCUCUAUUUUAAUGAUAAGCAGCAGAUUAUCUACGGCAAGAUCCCCGGCAUGGUGGUGGAUCGCUGUGGCUGCUCUUAAGGAUUCUUAGGGCCCUCUUUAGUCCUGUAGAUGACCAAGGGCCUUGCUGGGGACAAGACCUGGGCCAAAGUCAAAGGCACCAGAUUUACUUUUGUUGGGAAGCUUAUUCUGAAGGCCCAAGUUCUAGCCUGCCCUGGGAAGGGUGCAGGAGCCUGGCUAGCCAAAGGAACUUGAUUAUCUUUCCUUGGGGAAGGGACUAUGGGAGCCUUGGUAACCUUUUCCCCAUUCCCUGGAGGAGAAAAAGGACUUUUGGGGGAAGAGGUGAUGUUUCCUUUUCACCCUACUCCAAAUCUUGCAAGUUCUCCAGUCUUUCCUCUCCGGUCCUGUUCCCAAUCCAAGAAAAACUACGCAUCACCAUCAUGGUGGGAAGGGAGGGGAGAACCAGAGAGGCUCAAGAUCAGAAGAUGACUCCUCCAAAAUUAAACACUUGAUCUCAGGCCAAGGGGCCAGGCAAGGAGCAGGGGCAUCAUUUGACCUCCCAAUACAGGUUCUAAGGGAAACUAGAGCCUUGAACUUGGGGGGGGAUACUUAGAAGACACCCCCAUUCCUACCAAAUAAAGACCAUGGGGGGAAUCUAAGGCUCUUUUUCUUUUGGACAUGAACUUAUUUGAGUCUCAAUUUCCUGUCCCCCAAAGAGGUUAUUAAAGACAGGGCUCAGACACAGGAGCUAGGGAAUGUUCCCCUGCUUCAAGUAUGUGGAUCAAACUAGUGCCCCCUUUGAACAUAUUAUAAUUUACUUUUGUGUAUAUGUCACACUGUGUAUGUGAACAACUUUGUUUCUGUAUUGGUCAUCUGAGAAGGUUGGGAAUAAUGAGGGAGAAGGGAUAUCAGGGGGUACAAGGAGGCCUUAAGAGAAUUACAGAGGAGUUCUUUACAAGACAGUCUCCCAAAAGAUGCACGGAAAUGAAGACAUGGGGCAGUUUCUGAAUUAAGUGACAUAGGACAGAGAUAGCCAUUGGCCCUUUUUGGGUUUUUUUAAAUGUUUGUUUUUUUUUUUUUUUUGGGGGGGGGGAGUUUGGGGAUGGUCACAUGACCCAGAAUCUAGCACUUGAACCUGAAAGAAAAAUAAUAAAGUCAAAGAGUUUA
Sarcophilus harrisii (Tasmanian devil) is the source of this 2311-nucleotide messenger RNA. It is a transcript of the gene GDF11, whose product is annotated as growth differentiation factor 11. Bases 53 to 1225 code for a protein of 390 amino acids. The transcript has 4 exons. Gene Ontology annotation, molecular function: cytokine activity; growth factor activity. The record is from RefSeq and is a predicted model, not a curated record. Gene Ontology annotation, cellular component: extracellular region. NCBI's taxonomy places the organism in Eukaryota, Metazoa, Chordata, Mammalia, Dasyuromorphia, Dasyuridae. Gene Ontology annotation, biological process: SMAD protein signal transduction.